This is a messenger RNA of Opisthorchis viverrini, 1170 nucleotides long. RefSeq lists its product as hypothetical. Gene Ontology annotation, biological process: regulation of MAPK cascade; intracellular signal transduction; protein phosphorylation. Gene Ontology annotation, cellular component: cytoplasm. Bases 1 to 1170 code for a protein of 389 amino acids. The record is from RefSeq and is a predicted model, not a curated record. The transcript has 7 exons. Gene Ontology annotation, molecular function: ATP binding; protein serine/threonine kinase activity. Lineage: Eukaryota; Metazoa; Platyhelminthes; Trematoda; Opisthorchiida; Opisthorchiidae.
AUGAGGACGCGUACGAAUACGCGGCAAACUUGCCUGAGUUCACCACAUCCAGUGGUGCAUGACAAGGCUACCCUCUCUAACUUUUCCUCUUCAGCUUCUUCAUUGGUGUACUGCUUCAAAUCAAACCCAGACUCCAUGCAUGCAGACGAGCCAAUCGAUGUGGUAGAUGUGGUCUGCUUGCUGCAUCUGAACAGUUAUGGGGGCGAAAUGGUUCAGUGGCUGGAGCGCGAAUUUACUGACCGGAAAGUCCAUGGUUCGAACCCGACUGCCUAUCGACUUCUCAUGAUGUCACAGAUGCGUUGGGAUUUGUUUCGGGUGAGAUGGCCCAAGUGGUUAGAGCGCGAAUUUACUGACCGGAAGGUCCGUGGUUCGAAUCCGAACUCUGCCUCUCGACUUCCCCUGUCUAGGCUUGGGCAACCUGGCAGUAUCCCAGCCUUCGUGCUUCCUUCGGGUGGCAUGGCAGCUAGGCACAGGAAGGGUGCUACAGCUGAACGCUUUUCUUUUCUUUUCUGUACCUGUACUGAGAAAUCAAAAGUUUUUGAACUGAUCUGUAAGCUCGGCAAAGGGUCCUAUGGAAGUGUUUUCAAGGCUCGAUACAAAGCUACAGGUGGAAUCGUGGCAAUUAAGAAGGUUCCGGUGGACAGCGACCUAACUGAUAUUGUGAAGGAAAUAUCGAUCAUGCAGCAAUGCGAUAGUCCAUUCAUCGUCAAGUGUUACGGAAGUUUGUUUGAUAGUCAAGAUUUAUGGAUUUGCAUGGAGUACUGUGGUGCGGGUUCGAUUGCUGAUAUCAUGAGAUUGCGCGGGAAGGCACUUGAAGAACGAGAAAUCGCCACUGUGCUCCAAUAUAGUCUUCGUGGCUUGGAUUAUCUGCAUCAGUCCUUUAAUAAUAAUAAUUCAAAUAAUUGUUCAGCUGUAACACCCUUCCGGUGCCUAGAUGCCAUACCUCCCGGAAAAAGCACGGGGGCUGGGAUACUGCCAGGUCGCCCGGGCCUAGACAGGGGAAGUCGAGUGGCAGACGUCCUUUACGCUUUACAUAUAUACCAUCGUGAGAAAAUGCAAAGAGCUGAAUGCCUAUUUUGCAUACCAAUUCGACCUACAUUGAUUUUGCUUCGAUUUCGUUUUUCGUGGGGAUUACUUCGUUUUGCAUCCGCACUUUGUAUCUCCUGUUAA